AUGAAUCGACCCGCACAACGCCCUCCAACUGCCCAACAGGCAACAUACCGACCCAGUCCACAACAGCAAACUGCCCCUCCAAAUUCCGGCUCCAAUACAGCAGCUUACGCUCCUUAUGGAAUUCCACCAAGAACGGUCAUACCAGGGACUGGCUACAUCCCCCAGCGAGUGCCUCUAGGUACACCGUUUCUUCCCCGAGCGACAAAUGGGACGACAAAUCCAAAUGGGACAACGCCAGGAAGCUUCCCGUUUGGACUUGGUGGCCUACCACCACAUCUCCAGCAACAACAACAGCAUUCGUUAACGGCUACGACCACCAAUGACGCCGCCCUCGACCCGAACGAUUUUCCCGCAUUAGGAGCUGCCCAAUCGUCGCCCGCGAACCCUCCGAGCUCGACAACACAGCAACAACAAAGCACAUCAUCUUCGAGUUAUGCUUCGGCUGGGUCGGUCCCACAACCAGCCAGCGGCACUCAUUCCCAUCCGCCAAGAGACCUCACUCAAGACGACUUUCCGGCACUGGGUGGCAGUGGGGAGAGCUCGAGCACAUCAACAACGACAACGGCGCCAAGUACCAAUAAUGGCGCUCCUCCAGGGCUAUUUCCAGGAAACAAUGCCAAUGCGAUACCAGGAAUGUUGAAUAUAAGUGGGAUGGGCAUGAUGGCGGGGAGGCCGUUUGAGGACAAGAGGCAUCCAAAUCCAUCCUCUACACCUUAUACUGCGUCCAAACCUGCUCCACAGCAAAAUUCUCAGCCAGCACCAGCACCCAGUACGCCUGCGUGGCCUUCAUCCGCCUCGACAUCAAACGCGAAUCCAAACGGAACGACAUAUACAGAAAAUGGUCACGGCCAUCCCCAAACGCCGGCCCAACAAGUCCUUGUCUCAGCUGCAGACAGAUGGGGACUACUGGCGCUGCUAGCAAUGAUCCGGGAAGCUUCAGACCCCGACCAUCUUGAUGGAAGGGGUCGACUAGGAAGUGUACGGUUAGGCGGAGUAGGAACAGACCUGAGCACGAUGGGACUUGAUAUGGGCUACGCGGGAACUCUAUAUUCGACCUUCGUCACCCCUUGGGCGGACCAAAAUGCCGCAUUGGGUGUUGAACCCGAUUUCAAUCUCCCUGCUUGCUACGCCAACGUCCAUGCGCCACCCCCUGGCCCGGCCAAAGCGAGCGCAUUCAGCGACGAGACGCUAUUCUUCAUGUUCUACGCAAGUGCCCGCGACGCGCUCCAGGAGGUCGCGGCCCAAGAACUAUGGAAUCGCAAUUGGCGCUACCACAAGGACCUUCGUCUGUGGAUAACCAAGGAAUCUGGCACUGCACCGAGCACAAAAAUUCAUGGUGGUGAAGCGGGACUCUACACCAUCUGGGACCCUGAAGCGUGGGCGAAGGAACACAAGGAGAUGAAUGUCUUGUACGUCGACCUCGAGGAGAAAAACGUCCCCGCGUUUGUCCAAGGGCCAGGGCUUGUUCCAGUAACCAAUGGCACACCCCAGCAGCAGCAAUCGACGCAGUCUCAACCUCCAAGUCAAUCCCAAUCCCAAGCCCAACGAGGAUUUGCAAUGCAGUAG
Molecule: messenger RNA, 1566 nt
Organism: Mycena indigotica
Lineage: Eukaryota; Fungi; Basidiomycota; Agaricomycetes; Agaricales; Mycenaceae
Product: NOT2 family protein
Exons: 3
Coding region: 1-1566 (521 amino acids)
Biological process (GO): nuclear-transcribed mRNA poly(A) tail shortening; regulation of DNA-templated transcription
Cellular component (GO): P-body; CCR4-NOT core complex
Source: RefSeq, a predicted model, not a curated record